AUGCCUGCAGCCACAAUCUCGGAGCCCAAGCGGCCAAUCAUUAUUGGAAAUGUCGCUGGGGCAAUGGAAGACUGUCCGUAUGCAAUGCAUCGCAUGGUAACCGAGGGUUACUUGGACGCAAUUACCGGCGACUGGCUCUCCGAGUUGAACAUUGCGUGGAAUGCCAUCAGGAAGCACGAUGAUCCAACCAAAGGGUAUGAGGUUGGCUUUCUAGAACAACUCGACGACUGUAUCGACAUCAUUGCGGAGAAGAAAAUAAAGCUUGUGAGCAAUGCGGGCGCUCUCAAUACCCCAGAAUGUGCGAAGAAAGUUCGAGAGAUUUGCGAGAGUCAUGGUCACGGCCAUCUCAAAGUUGCGUAUAUUGAAGGAGACGAUAUCACUGAGUACGUGACAAACCCAAAGAAGCAGCAGGAGAUAGGAGGCAUCGUCCACCUGGAUCAUCAAGAGCAGAAGUUAGACUCGUGGGACGAGAAGCCAUACUGUGGCGUGGCCUACUUUGGGGCCUGGGGCAUCGUGGAAGCUUUACGCAAUGGUGCCGAUAUAGUUGUCUGUGGCCGGGUUACGGAUGCUAGCCCAGUCAUUGCUCUGGCAGCAUGGUGGCAUAACUGGAGCUAUGAUGCUUGGGAUGCAUUGGCAGGAGCGCUCAUCGCCGGCCACCUUGUUGAAUGUGGACCAUAUGUCACUGGCGCGAACUUCUCAGGCCUGCGGACUCAUAUCGACGGCCUCGUUGAUCUCGGCUUCCCAAUUGCAGAAAUCGCGCACGAUGGAACGACCGUCAUCACCAAACAUCCGGGCGCUAAUGGGUACGUUGAAGAGCUCAAUGUGCGCGCUCAAUUUCUUUAUGAGAUCCAAGGCACCAAAUACAUCAACUCCGAUGUCACAGCAGAUAUCGAACAUGUGCAGAUUGAAGAUACAGGCGAGAAAGACCGUGUCCGCGUUUCUGGUGCCACUGGAUCACCUCCACCGCCAACCACCAAGGUUAUCACGGUUGCAAUCGGAGGCUACCAGGCGGAGGCAACAUUCUACAUUAAUGGACUGGAUAUCGACUUGAAAGAGAGAUUCAUGCGUCAGCAGCUGGAAUAUGCUUUUCGGGACGCCAACUUUUCGGAACUGAGCAUCGAGAGAUACGGCACUGCGGCAGUGAACCCUCGCAAUCAGGCAUCAGGCACGGUAUCCAUCAGGGUGCUCGUCAAAGGCAAGAAAAGGGAAGACAUUGACGAAAAAGUCUUCCGACAGCAUCUUUAUGCUUUACGGAUGCAAUUUUAUGCCGGAUACCACAUGUCGCUCGAUUUCCGUACCAUGGUCCCCAAAAUGUUCAUGCAGCUGUUCCCUGGCCUUGUCUCUUAUACCAAGCUCCCUCACCGGGUAGUGUUCCCGGACAAAACUAUCAAUAUUGAACACCACGGAAUCACGCAGCCGGCGCUAGGUAAAAGACCUAGCAAGGAGACCGCCAGACCCAUACCUUUGGAAGAAUUUGGUCCCACUAAACCAGCUCCGUUAGGAGCCGUUGCUCAUGGCCGGUCUGGUGAUAAAGGAGAUAACUGUAAUGUCGGGUUGUUUGCUCGCAACGCCGAAGAGUACAGCUGGUUGCAAAGCUUCUUGACUGUUCCUCGUAUUAAGGAAUUACUAGGGGAGGAUUGGAAAGAGUCUGUCUCCGUUGAGCGAUGCGAAUUUCCACAGAUCAUGGCAGUACACUAUCGUCUUUUAGAUUUCCUUGGAGGCGGAGGCGCCAGUAGCACAAGGAUUGACAUGUUGGGCAAAGGUGUUGCCGAGUACAUUCGCAGCAAGACUGUGGAUAUACCAGUGAAGUUCCUUGACAAUCCAAUUUCAUGGGUUGAGUGAGGCGAAUGAAGAUGACUUUUGGUAUUUUCAGCGAUAGAAGGAGCUAUCAACCCUUGCAAACUGCUUCCCACCUAGCCAACGAAGCUGCGCUGUAUUCUACUAGACAACAAAUACGUAUUGAUACGAGUUUUCAACGCCAAAAUCUUUGGACU
This is a messenger RNA of Mytilinidion resinicola, 1994 nucleotides long. RefSeq names its product duf1446 domain-containing protein. The transcript has 4 exons. Lineage: Eukaryota; Fungi; Ascomycota; Dothideomycetes; Mytilinidiales; Mytilinidiaceae. The record is from RefSeq and is a predicted model, not a curated record. The coding region runs from base 1 to 1842 and encodes 613 amino acids.